AAGAAAAGCGGUUUUCUUGCAAGUAAAAAUUAUUCUUAUAUUUAGUACAUAUCUACCCACAGGUAGCCAAUAUCAGCGUAUAUAUUUUGAAGACACGAGUUUUAGUCAGGUUAGUCAGUUUCGGAUAACAUUAGCUAAUUGUUUUCCAUCGGUGUAUCUUGUUCGAAAAACAGAUUUUCUGACCUGAUAGUGAAUCAUGGGGAAAAGCUGUAAAGUGGUUGUGUGUGGCCAGGCUGCAGUUGGUAAAACGGCUGUGUUGGAACAACUACUGUAUGCCAAUCAUGUUGCAGGUUCAGAGCCCAUGGAGACCCUGGAGGAUAUCUACAUUGGCUCCAUAGAAACUGACCGCGGCACACGAGAGCAGGUGCGCUUCUAUGACACCCGCGGACUCCGGGAUGGGAUGGAGUUUCCUCGACAUUACUACACUUUUGCAGAUGGCUUUGUACUUGUCUACAGCAUUGACAGUAAAGAGUCCUUUAAGCGGAUGGAAGCCCUCAAGAAGGACAUCGACCGUCACAGAGACAAGAAAGAGGUGACCAUUGUUGUGCUGGGUAACAAGCUGGACAAGCAGGAUGAGAAGAGAGUUGACUCUAACAUGGCCCAGAACUGGGCAAAGAAUGAGAAGGUGCGUCUGUGGGAGGUGUCGGUGGUGGACCGGCGCACACUGAUUGAACCCUUUGUCUACCUGGCUAGCAAAAUGACUCAGCCACAGAGCAAGUCCACUUUUCCUCUCAGUCGCAAUAAGAAUAAGGGCAGCGGUUCUACAGACAGCUGAAUGACCAGACACUGUUGUCAUGUUCAAGAGGGAGGAAACGGGGAGAAGAGGUGUGUUAAAGGGAACUUAGUUUUGCUACAAAAAAAAGAAAUAAAAAAAAAUUGAUAUUAUGAAGGAUUGAGUUUGUAAGAGUUGGUUUGGAGAAUGUGGAGAAGGGUUGAUGAGAGAAAAGGCAGGAUGAUUGUAUGGAUAUUUAUAAACAGUGAGUGCUGUUGGUAUUGGUAUAGCAUCCAUAUUUGAUGUUUUGGUUAAAUACUUAUUACUUUUAUUAUAACUGAGUGAAAAUGCUGAUCUUUUGCCACAUCAGCUAAUAAAAUAUUAGGUAUUUUUGUUUUUGUUUGUCAUUCCCAUUUUAUUAGGUUGGAUUCUGGUCAAACUAUUUAUCCAUAUUCUUUACAAUUACCACUGUUGACAUUAGCAGUCAUGUUUGGACCUACAUAAUAUAGUUCUUGAACUACUGACAAUCAGCAUUAUGAUCUCAGUUUAUACUUAGACAGUCCAGAGUUUUAAGAUAUCAGACUCAUGGCGCUCACUGUAUAGAUAAAUUAGGACCUAGCACACAUGUACACUGGCUACUAUUUUAUUUACAUGUACACUACAUGUAUACACAGAUUGAAUCAGAAAUUGCAGCAGUUACACAUUACCUAAUUAUUGCAUCACACAAAUGCUGAAUUUCACAUGUUAUACAUGAUAUGCUAGGUGAAGGGAUUUUAUUGAUACAUUAUUGAUGAUGUACAGUAACUGUGCUGUUUGUUGAUCUGGAGAUUUGUUACAUUAUAUAUGCUCUUUGCUGACAUUCAUGUUGUAGAGUGAAUGAUUGACUUUCCUUACCACAUAUUGCCUUCUGUACAGGCUUUAGAGAUUUAAAUAUUAGAUAAAAGAUGUUCAGAUUAAAGACUGUUUCUGCAGGCUCAGGUGCUACUUUUUUCUGGUUGCGACACAUGAAAGACAUAGUAAAAUGUUGAAGCAUAAACAACAUGAUUUAAGAUAUAAUCAGUUACAGUCAUUGCUGAAUUUGAAGCUGGUAUAUUUUUUACUAAGCUGUAAAAUAAAAUCCCAAAGUAUUCAAUACAGACCAUUAAACUGAUUAUUCAGGGUGCAACAAAAUAUGAGUAGCUUUUAAUGUUUGUUUAAUUGAAAAAGGGGAAAUUUGUUGAUAUUGUCUUGAAUUUUCAUGUGUUUGUACCAGAGUCUAUCAACAUUAUGUAUUACAUGCAACUUUUUUGUGAAUAUCAAGCUUUUAUGUAUUAAUAUCCAAAAGUGUGCUCACAGGAUAUUUGUUUGCAUGUUUUGUAAACAGAUUAAAUGAAUUUUUCUGUGCCUAA
Siniperca chuatsi (mandarin fish) is the source of this 2100-nucleotide messenger RNA. It is a transcript of the gene nkiras2, whose product is annotated as NFKB inhibitor interacting Ras-like 2. Gene Ontology annotation, molecular function: GTP binding; GTPase activity. The coding region runs from base 197 to 775 and encodes 192 amino acids. The transcript has 4 exons. Lineage: Eukaryota; Metazoa; Chordata; Actinopteri; Centrarchiformes; Sinipercidae. The record is from RefSeq and is a predicted model, not a curated record. Gene Ontology annotation, biological process: canonical NF-kappaB signal transduction.